Mangifera indica (mango) is the source of this 988-nucleotide messenger RNA. RefSeq names its product aquaporin TIP2-1-like. Gene Ontology annotation, molecular function: water channel activity. Gene Ontology annotation, cellular component: membrane. NCBI's taxonomy places the organism in Eukaryota, Viridiplantae, Streptophyta, Magnoliopsida, Sapindales, Anacardiaceae. The transcript is spliced from 3 exons. The record is from RefSeq and is a predicted model, not a curated record. Gene Ontology annotation, biological process: transmembrane transport; water transport. Bases 91 to 834 code for a protein of 247 amino acids.
AUAUUCUCUCUAUAUAUACUUGACAUAGCCAACCCUUCUGUGCUCUACCUCCACAAAACUUUUUCCCAUCUUCACUUCCAUCCACCAACAAUGGCGAUUGCCUUUGGACGAUUUGAUGAUUCCUUCAGCUUGCGCUCUUUCAAAGCCUAUCUCGCUGAGUUUAUCUCCACCUUGCUCUUCGUUUUUGCCGGCGUUGGCUCUGUUAUUGCUUACAACAAGUUGACUUCCAACGCUGCUCUUGAUCCUGAAGGGCUUGUUGCGAUUGCUAUUUGCCAUGGUUUUGCUCUCUUUGUUGCAGUCUCAGUCGGUGCCAAUAUCUCCGGCGGCCAUGUUAAUCCAGCUGUCACCUUCGGUUUGGCUCUCGGAGGCCAAAUCACCAUCCUUACUGGCAUCUUCUACUGGAUCGCCCAGCUUCUUGGCUCCAUUGUUGCUUGCUACCUCCUCAAAGUUGUCACAGGAGGCUUGACUAUUCCCAUCCACAGUGUUUCGGCCGGAGUUGGAGCCAUUGAAGGAGUAGUAAUGGAGAUCAUCAUCACAUUUGCUCUGGUUUACACUGUCUAUGCCACAGCUGCUGACCCCAAGAAGGGUUCAUUGGGCACAAUUGCACCCAUUGCUAUAGGUUUCAUUGUUGGUGCCAACAUCUUGGCUGCCGGACCAUUCAGCGGGGGAUCCAUGAACCCAGCCCGCUCUUUUGGGCCUGCCGUGGCCAGUGGUGACUUCCAUGACAACUGGAUCUACUGGGUUGGGCCGCUCAUCGGCGGUGGGCUUGCUGGGCUGAUAUAUGGCAAUGUGUUCAUGCAUUCUGAGCAUGUGCCAUUGUCCAAUGAUUUUUAAGUUGGUUUGAAUUUGAAUGAUAAAUAUGUAAUAAAGUAAAGGAAGCUUUUGCUACUCUUCCUUUUGCUUUGAUUGUAAAGUCCUGUUGAGGUCCAUUAUUAUGAUAAAUGGAUGGCAUUGGAGAUAAGGCAUGAUUUGUCUUUCUUUUAAUUUA